CUCCAAUCCGCCAGGCCCAUAAAAUAAACCCGCUGCGCAUUUUCAGAAACCGCCUACCAAGACUCCACGCUGCCAAAAUCCUCGUCCUGUCGAACCUCAAACCACCACGAUCCCCUCGACACGGGCCUGAAUUUUAAAUUCGAGCGCGGCACACAAUGCUCUCCCGAGUAAUCCGAAGGAGGCUCGCCUCCACCAUCCGCCAGCACACACAGCGUCCUGGAGCCCAGCGACGAUGGCUGACCCCUGCACCCAAAGUUGGUGAUGGACCGCUCAUGUCCCGUCGUUCGGACCGCGAGCUUCCCGAUAUCAAAGACGGCUUCCGCUGGGGCCGCACGCUACCCGCCUUCCUGCUCGUCGUAGCCGCCUGCUCCGUCGCCAUCUUCAACUACCAGAAAUCCUCGUCCCCCGUGGUAUCAGCGACCCUCUACGCCCUGCGAACGUCCCCCAAGGCACGCGCUGUGCUGGGCGACGAAAUAUACUUCAAGCACCAGAUCCCGUGGAUCGGCGGCGGCAUGAACCAGAUGCAGGGCACGAUCGACAUCAACUUCUCGGUGCGAGGCACAAAGGGAACCGCCGUUAUGCGCUUUGCCAGCAGAAGACCGACCGUCAAGGGAAUGUUCGAGACUCACGAAUGGAGUCUGAAGACAGAGGACGGCCAAUGGAUUGACUUGCUUGAGGGUGCUGACCCUUUCAAGGCGCUCCUUGGCGACGAUGACAUGGACGACGACUUUAGCGUCGAGGAUAACACGAGAGGAUACAGACAACAAGGAUCUCUCAACCGAUAAAACAUCUUGCCAGGCAGCUUACAGGUGAGAGGAAAGGAGCCAUCUUGUUUCCCAAAAGCAAAACAAGAAUUAGGCCUGCUUGGAGCCGCGGGAUGGCACGAGUAGGAAUUGUACAGUAGUAUUUGUAUGACAUGUGUAUAUCUAAAAUUACAAAAAGUCCGCUUCAAAGAUCAUCAUCUCUUUUCCCUGGGACAUUCGAUCAAACGCUGUUAUGCAUUUCUUUUGUUUUUCUUCCACUCUAAGCCUCGGCGUGGCCUCUGCGCUCCUCCUUGAGCUCCAUGUGUCGUUCUCUAGCCUGCUGCAGCUUCUCCUCAGCACCAGGGUGUCUCUCCUUGAGAUCAGCCAACGCGGCCUCACGGAAUGGUGUCGAGGGCGCCUUGCGCUUCUUGGCGUCCUGGAUCUUGACGAGUCUGCCCUUGGGGCCAGGCACGGCACCACUGACGAGGAUGACGCCGAGCUCGUUGUCGACCUUGAUGAUCUUGAGGUUCUGAACAGUCGACCAUUCGUUGCCCAUGCGGCCAGGCAUCUUCUUGCCGGGCAACACGCGACUACCACUGCCUUGUGAGGGACCAGUGGUACCGAUUGUUCGGUGGUUCUUGGAGUUACCGUGCGACGCCUCUUGACCCGCGAAGCCGUGGCGCUUCAUACCACCGGCGAAACCCAUACCUCGCGACUUGGCGCGCACGUCUACGUACUGGCCCUUCUUGAACCAAUCGGGCAGCAAUUGUGCGCCGACAGGCAACAGGCCAGACUCGUCGCGGACCUUGAACUCGGAGAGCUGACUCUUGGGUGCAAUGCCCUUUGCCUCGUAGUAUCCCAGCAUCGGGCUCGAUACGACGUGGCUGUUUUUGCUUCCCAGGCCGACCUGAACGGCCCAGUAUCCAUUUGCUUGUCGGGUCUUGUUGGCAAUGACCUGGACUUGGUCCAUUUGCAGCACGGUGCAGGGGACCUUGAUCUUUCCGACAAAGACACUGGUCAUACCCUUCUUCAGGGCCAGGACGCCAGUGCGCAGCGGUGUGGUUCCUUCUCUUCUCUUCAGGGCAGCGGCAGGACCUGUUGUCAAGACGGGCAGGCCAGCGUUGGGCUGAUUGAAUCGGUUGUGUUUCGAUCGUGGCGGCGCUGUCGACCAUCCGUAUUUUACACCGCGUUGGGGGAUCAGGGGCAGAAUUAAUCGGCGUCCGGUAUCCGGGCGGGCCGGCGUGACCCUAGGAAUGGCCAAUCGAAUUGGCAGACGAGGCGGCAUCGUCGAAUUGUGAUUGUGGUAGUUGAAGUAUUAGAAGAACCGUCCCAGGGUUAAGCGUCUCCUUGCGCUGGUGGAUAGUUUUUCGACGGCGAAGGAGGGUCACGUGAGGGAUACUAAGAUGCUGCAAGAGCAACAACAAUAUUGGCAUAAUUGCCCUAGGAACAUUUAAAUAAAAUGAAAUAAAAAGUUUUAAUACUUUUAUACAUGCUUAUAAACUAUUAGGUCUUUAAAUAUUUUCACCAGCUAUGUUUUGUGCAGUGUCUGAGACUGAUAACAUGGCUAACCAACGAGCUCAAUCGUCUUGUAGCUUGGCUAUUAAUAACCACAUUUUAUAUUAUACAGUGGUUCCUGGGUAAAUAAGAAUAUGGUAUAGUAUAAUAUAGAGCUUAUGCUCCAGGACCUCUUCCACCAAUGCCACUGCCCAUUUGGUUCACGCUGGUGCCCUUCAACUUGUGAUCCCCAGGCUGGGGAGCAGCUUCAUACAGAAUAUUCGACGGUGCCUUGCCCAGUUUUGUCCACUCUCCCUUGAAUCCGACGUAGCUAAUACGUGAGACGUCUUCUUCGCCGUCGGAAAAGUUGUCCACGAAAAACAGAUCGAGACGCUGUACGCGCGCAAACAGCGCUCGCUUGACGGGGAUUUCUUGGACGUCAGAAGUCUGGGAGAGCUCAAAUUCUUGAACGGGGUCCGAUUCUUCGGCAGCAGCAAAGUCAAGAUUGUCCUGGUUGGUGAAUACGCGAAGAGUCUUGGGAGCUGACGGCGAAGCAGACGUGCGGAUCAGAAUAGAGUGAAGUUUGACUUGAGCAGUGAAACUGUACGACAUGUGGUUUAUCAGUAAAGGAACUGUCAUGAAGAUAAAUAUUAAAACCAUUGUUUACAGAUGUAACGCACGGGACGGUCAUUAGUAGCUGCUCGUCAGCAUCACUCGCCACCUCUGGCUCUGGCGUUAGCCUUUCGACCCAUGUCUUCUUGACAAUGGCUUUUCCAGAGUUGCUAUGUGAUUCGUUGAGUGUUACGAUUUCAUCAAAGUUGAUUUGUUCGUAAAGAGAUGCUUGGAGCGCUGGUGUGAUGUCGUCAGAGUGAUCAUGCUCAUGAUCGUGGUCGUGAGAAUGGCCAUGGCCAGCAUGUUCGUCGUGACAAUGCGACAUUAUAACGGCGAUUUUCUCGAUACAAAGAUAUGAAAAAAUGCCAGACGUGGCUCUUAUAGACACCUCCUGUCGUAAAUGUCGUUAGGCGUAAGGCAAACGUGG
Messenger RNA from [Torrubiella] hemipterigena, 3276 nucleotides. The record is from the annotation of a GenBank genome assembly. Lineage: Eukaryota; Fungi; Ascomycota; Sordariomycetes; Hypocreales; Clavicipitaceae.